Molecule: messenger RNA, 777 nt
Organism: Drosophila busckii
Lineage: Eukaryota; Metazoa; Arthropoda; Insecta; Diptera; Drosophilidae
Product: E3 ubiquitin-protein ligase SINA-like 7
Exons: 4
Coding region: 266-706 (146 amino acids)
Biological process (GO): proteasome-mediated ubiquitin-dependent protein catabolic process; multicellular organism development
Cellular component (GO): cytoplasm
Molecular function (GO): ubiquitin conjugating enzyme binding; ubiquitin protein ligase activity
Source: RefSeq, a predicted model, not a curated record
GCCCCAAGCAUUGAUAUGUGAAGUCGCAUUGGGUACACCGGCCUCAAUCUGUGGUCUCAAGGUCGGUGAUUGUCUACUGAAGAUCAACGAUGUGGAUAUUGUUGGAUUGAAGAAUGAAGCUAUUGCACAAUUGGUUUACAGCCAAGCGGACAGCGUUACAAUUGUCUGCUGGAACAGCGGCCAUAAAAUUGACUGUGAUAAAAACAGCAUCUGCUGUGCCCCGCUGCCCGUCAGUUUGCGUCGUCUGGCCAACGCUGUGGACAACAUGCUGCGCGUCAUCGAGUGUCCUGUGUGUACUUCGACUAUAGCGCCACCAGCGCUGCAAUGCCAGAACGGACAUUUGCUUUGCCUGGACUGUCGUGUGCGUUCCGAAAAAUGUCCCAUUUGCCGUGGCUACUUCACGCCCAUACGCGCGGCAGCAGCUGAAGAAAUUUAUGCGAUUAUUGUCAAUGCGUUCGAAACUUGUCAAUCGGGCCAUAAAUUGCGUAACAGAAUUUUUGGCAAAAUGACUUUUGCAAAUGCUAUAACUUGUAGCCAGUGUGUGGUGCAUGAGGCGAAGCAGCCGUCAAAGCUGUUGCCAAAAUGCAAACUGUUUAGAGCGCAGCGACGCAGUUCGCUGGAGCGCAUGUGGCAGGCAAAACCUGCAACGCUGCUGCAAGUUGAGGCUGCAACAAAGAGCAAUUUUAUAUUACCCGAUGAUACUUAAGUUAAUUUAAUUUAAUUACAUUGCCCACCAAACACACAGUUAGGCUUAAAGUUAAUAAUAUUUAAAUACAU